Molecule: messenger RNA, 243 nt
Organism: Penicillium alfredii
Lineage: Eukaryota; Fungi; Ascomycota; Eurotiomycetes; Eurotiales; Aspergillaceae
Exons: 2
Coding region: 1-243 (80 amino acids)
Source: RefSeq, a predicted model, not a curated record
AUGUCUGCACCGGUCGGUCCUAUCCUCCAGCAACUAAUGACCCUCCCAGCCCGGUCUCGUCAGGGCCUGAACAACCUCCGUCAACGUCUGUUCCAGCAAGGCGAGAAACCCAAGAAAGAGGGCCAGCUCAUCCGCACCUCGCUGAACGCCCACCGUCCCGUCUGGAUGACUGCCGGCGGCGGUGUCUACACCAGCAUGGCAGCCGUCUAUCUCACCCUCCGCUACCUCAAGCAUCUCCGAUAA